This is a messenger RNA of Trichomonas vaginalis G3, 1104 nucleotides long. Its product is annotated as acylglycerol lipase protein. Gene Ontology annotation, molecular function: short-chain carboxylesterase activity; monoacylglycerol lipase activity. Bases 1 to 1104 code for a protein of 367 amino acids. The record is from RefSeq and is a predicted model, not a curated record. NCBI's taxonomy places the organism in Eukaryota, Parabasalia, Trichomonadida, Trichomonadidae. The transcript has a single exon.
AUGUUUGGAACGAUUUUACUUGUUUUAUUAGGUCUCCUUGCCUUAUUCUGCGUUUGGAGAUUAACAAGAAGUUACAAGGUUGCUGUUACAAUGAAAACAGACAGCAAAAUUGCCUCAAUUGUUUCUGAAAUGAAGUCAAUCAAGAAGAAUUACAAGCCAACACCAUGGCUCGUUGGCGGAAAUGCAAUGACCAUCUGGGGUAUGAGAUAUCGCGGCCGCUCUUCUGUCAGACCACGCCGUGAAGAGCUCAUUUUCGAAGAUGGCGGCGCUGUUUACAUUGACUGGUUCGAAAAUCAAGAUACACCAGCUAACGCUCCAGUUCUUGUUGUUGUCCAUACACUCGGCGGUGGCACAAGAGAACCAUGCACAAACUACAUGUGCGUAGCCGCACAAAAGCAUGGCUGGAGAGCUGUCGUUGCAACAUGCCGUGGUUGCAAUGGUUCCCGUAUCACAACAAAGCGCUUAUAUGAUGCUCUUCGCACUGACGAUUUACACUUUAUCAUUGAACACGUCAAGAAGACAUACAAUCCCCCACACAUCUACCUCAUGGGCUUCUCCCUUGGUUCUAUCAUCUCUGUCCAGUACGGUAUUGACUUCACAGACGUUGAUGCAAUCAUGUGCGUUUCUCACCCUCUCGAAACAGAAAAGUGCUGCAAGAUCCUCGAACAGCCAGUCCAGAGCAAGCUUUACCUUCCAAUCAUCAUGCACCAACUCAAGCGCGCUGUUGAAAAAGACGAAUUCGUCCCAGAAGACAUGAAGAAGGCCACACUCAAGUCAAAGACACUCGUCGAGUUCGAUAAUGCAUUCACAUCCCAGAUCAUUGACCUCAAAGACGCUCACGAAUACUACGAAAAGAUUCAUCUCAGAACAAAGAUCGACAAAGUCAGAGUUCCACUCAUCAUCUUCAACUCUGAUGAUGAUCCAUUCACAAGACCAGAAUUCGCUCCAAAGGAUUUGAUCGUAAACUCAAACUUCGUCGCUUAUCUCAGCACUCCAGAGGGUGGCCACGUUUCCUUUAACUACGGAAUGAACGGUCAUGGCUCUUACAUCGAAAAUGUUGCUAUCGACUUCUUCGAAUCAGCAACACGCAGCAAUUCCAAAUAA